Periconia digitata is the source of this 1500-nucleotide messenger RNA. Lineage: Eukaryota; Fungi; Ascomycota; Dothideomycetes; Pleosporales; Periconiaceae. The record is from the annotation of a GenBank genome assembly.
AUGUCCAACGAGAAACUCGACUCGCGCGCUCCUGGAGACGCUGAAGUGGCUCGCAGCCCAAGCAAUGUAAAGCCCCAAAAGACGGGCUGGGACAAAUACGCCGGCGUCAUCGCAUGCGGUGCUGGAUUAUUUUCUGAUGGCUACCUCAAUAAUAUCAUCGGGCCUGUCAACACCAUGCUCAAGACCAUCUACCCUGAUGCCUACAAAAACUCGUCGGCCCAGGCAAACGUUGCGAGCAUCACUUUCGCCGGCACCGUCUUGGGUAUGCUGUUCUUCGGUUAUACGAGCGACCACUAUUCCCGGAAAUGGAGCUUGUUCGUGUCCACCAUCAUAAUCAUCCUGUUUGCCGCCCUAGGUACGGGUUCGUAUGGAGCUGGUGGGAGUCCGAAUGGGCUCAUCACUGCUUUGGUCGUCUAUCGCUUCUUUCUGGGUAUUGGAAUCGGUGGUGAAUAUCCAGCUGGAAGUGUUGGAUGCGCAGAGAACACGGGAGACUUGAAGGAAGGCUCGAGGAACAAAUGGUUCAUCCUCUUCACCAACGUGCAAAUUGACCUCGCAUUCUUCAUAUCCGCCAUCGUCGCCACCGUCGUAGUCCUAGCAACAGGUGAAAGCCACCUCCGAGCCGCCUGGCGCAUCUGUCUAGGAAUCGGUAUCAUCCCACCACUUUCCCUCCUCUACCUGCGUCUCAAGCUCCGCGAACCGGAAGCCUUCACGCGCGAAUCCCUCUCCAAGACCCGCACCCCCUGGCUCCUCGUAGCGCGCUUCUACUGGAAACGCCUCACCGUCGUCAGCCUCAUCUGGUUCAUCUACGACUUCUCCGCUUACUCCUUCGGCAUCUACGCCACGGACAUCCUAUCCAACCUCCUAGGCGAAGAAGCCCCGCUGUGGAAGUCCCUCGCCUGGAAUAUCCUCAUCAACUUCUUCUACAUGCCGGGAUGUCUCGCGGGCGCCUUUGUCGCCGAUCUGCCGAGUAUGGGCCCGAAGAAGACGCUCUUCAUUGGUGUCACGCUGCAGGGUGUGAUUGGUUUCGUCAUGGCCGGGUGUUACCCGCUACUCAGCAAACCCGAGAACGUCGCCGGCUUCACCGUCGUGUACGGCAUCUUUCUGGCUCUAGGCGAGUUCGGUCCCGGUGAUAAUAUCGGUUUGCUUGCGAGUAAAACGUGCGCCACGGGUAUCAGAGGACAAUACUACGGCCUCGCCGCCGCCAUCGGCAAGAUCGGUGCCUUUGCUGGAUCCUACGCCCUCUCCGCUAUCCAGACCGCCGCUGGCGACGAUGCGAUCGCAGCAGGCCGUAACCCCUUUUUCGUCGCGUCCGCUCUAGCGUUUGUAGCUGCAGGUCUAGUUCUGCUGCUUCCACAUAUCGGGCAAGAUACUAUUGAUGCCGAGGACGUCAGGUUCCGGGAGUUUUUGGAGGCCGAAGGUUGGGAUACAGGAGCGAUGGGAUUGAAAGAAGCACGCGAGGACGUGCGCGUAGUCGAAGGGGAAAGCGGGAAAGUAGUUUAA